Molecule: messenger RNA, 625 nt
Organism: Trichechus manatus latirostris (Florida manatee)
Lineage: Eukaryota; Metazoa; Chordata; Mammalia; Sirenia; Trichechidae
Gene: DDIT4L
Product: DNA damage inducible transcript 4 like
Exons: 2
Coding region: 44-625 (193 amino acids)
Biological process (GO): negative regulation of signal transduction
Cellular component (GO): cytoplasm
Source: RefSeq, a predicted model, not a curated record
GGAAAGGCCGUUCCGCUCCGCGAGGGAAACGGAGCCGUUGACUAUGGUUGCAACUGGCAGUUUGAGCAGUAAGAACUCGGCCAGCAUUUCUGAGUUGCUGGACCAUGGCUUCCACCUGGGGAGCCUGCUAAGUGAUUUCGACUACUGGGAUUAUGUUGUUCCUGAACCCAACCUCAAUGAGGUGAUAUUUGAGGAGACAACUUGCCAGAGUUUGGUUAAAAUGCUGGAAAACUGUCUGUCCAAAUCAAAGCAAACCAAACUCGGUUGCUCAAAGGUCCUUGUCCCUGAGAAACUGACCCAGAGAAUUGCUCAAGAUGUCCUGCGGCUUUCCUCCACUGAGCCCUGUGGCCUGCGAGGUUGUGUUAUGCACGUGAACUUGGAAAUUGAAAAUGUAUGUAAAAAGCUGGAUAGGAUUGUGUGUGAUUCUAGUGUGGUGCCUACUUUUGAGCUUACACUGGUGUUUAAGCAGGACAACUGCUCGUGGACUAGCUUCAGGGACUUUUUCUUUAGUAGAGCUCGCUUCUCAUCUGGCCUCAGGAGAACUCUGAUACUCAGCUCAGGAUUUCGGCUUGUUAAGAAAAAGCUUUACUCGUUGAUUGGAACAACAGUCAUUGAAGAGAGCUAA